Mustela erminea (ermine) is the source of this 9445-nucleotide messenger RNA. RefSeq names its product mucin-16-like. Lineage: Eukaryota; Metazoa; Chordata; Mammalia; Carnivora; Mustelidae. The transcript is spliced from 19 exons. The coding region runs from base 185 to 9430 and encodes 3081 amino acids. The record is from RefSeq and is a predicted model, not a curated record.
CACUGAGAAAUGCCAGCUGACCUUUGCAGGCCGAGAACCACCGCUCCCCCUGGGCGGGCCCUGCCUCUCCAGGGAAGCUCAGCAAGGCGUGUCCUCACCACCCUCCCUGGUGCCGGCAGCCGGGCUGGGUUCAGUCACUGGGACUCCUUCAGGGGGUGAGGAGCGCAGGUCGGGAGGCAGGAGCAUGGGCUGGGAGGGCCCCGGGCACCCGGGCCACACGCGCGGGCACCUGCUGCCUCUGGCUGUGAGCUUCCUCCUCCUCGUCUGUGGGCCAGCUGAGACCACGCCCAGAACCUCCGCUCCUGGAAGAGAGAACAACCUGACUGUCACCUCGGCCUCCAGCCCUGAAAGCAGGGUGACCGCUGACGCUCAGGUGUCCUUACCCCACCCAGGACACAGCACCAGCACGGCUGCCCCUGGGGGCUCCAAGCACCCCACGGCACCCCUUCCCAGCACCCCAACAGCCACAGCACAGACCCAGGCAGGCUCAGUUCAGUCCACCAGUGAAGCCCGGCACACGCGGGUAGAGACAAAUCCUAGAGUGGCAUCAAACGUCACGGAAACCGCUGUCAGCCCUUCUCCUGCUGUGGACGUCCCUGGGCUCCCCACUCUGAAGAGCAGCCCCCCCAAAGGAACUUCACCCAGAGAAACCACGGAAGCGAGACAUGGCCCCAUCACCCAUCAGCAGGCUGUCCCCACUGGUAUCACGGUGACAGGAAGCGGCAGUGCGGGGAGCAGCUGGGCCAGGAUCAGCCCCUCCCCAGAAAGCCCAGCCUCCUCUGAGACACCCACAGGUGUGAGUCCGAUGGCAAAAAGUGUCCCCGUCACCUCUGCAGCUGAGACAAGGACAGACACUAGUUCACGUACUCCAGGAGGGACACACUUAUCACCUGAGACCUCAUCUAGAGAGACUCCAGACGCCAGGGAGCCGGCAAGCCCAGAACAGUCUCUGUCCCACACUGGACGUCCCUUGGCCUACCCUGAGCCUGGUUCUGAGGGAGACACCACGCUGACCUCCCGUGUGCCUCUGCUGUCACCUGCUUCAGAUCUGCGUGAUCAAGGGUCAGGCUCCAGCACAUUCUCAAUGCAGAGACUUACCGCUCCCCUGAUCACAGGGACCCCUUACCUCAUGACACCAAGAAAUACAGCAAGUCCUGGAAAAGUCACAAGUCCGACCUCUGCCCAGGCCCAUCCCUCUCCCUCGGGGGAAGGGACUGUGGGGACGCUGCCCACCCUCAGCACCUCCCCGGAAGCCCCAGACUCAGCCAGGACUCUGGCUUUGGAGCUGUCAGGUGGCCCCACAGCCCUCAGCACCACCAGCAUCUCCAGAGUGAAACUUUCCCUUUCUCCAUCGCCCUCCUCUGCCUUGGAGACCCACACAGACUCAGCGGGCCCUGAGUUUCCUACAACUUCUUGGUCAUCCCGGACCUCCCCCUUUACCUCCGUGGCAGCGAGGUCACAGACCCACACGAGCACACUUCAUUAUCCCACUGCCCUUCGCAACAGUGCCUGGCUGGAGACCAGUCCCAGCCUUGAGACAAAGUCCCCUCUGGCACCAAGUGCCAUUCCAGCCGCUGCCACUCCUCCUGCUGCGACGGGUGUGGCUCCAAGACCGAGUGUCCUAAACACCAGCUCCAUAGGAGGAAUGUCUCCGAAGGAACCUUCAACGGCCAUGUUCCCAACACAGAACACGAGAGGCCCAGCCGCCGUUGGUGCUGCAGCUUCCAGCAGGGUGCAACCCCCGAGGGGAGAUGGCGGCGACCAAAAGUUGGGAACUACCCAGCUUCUCCCUGGAACCCCAUCUCCAUCUGAGACAUCCAUGUCCUCCUCACCUAGGAAGACCCCAGCCAGUACCAAUACGGGGAAGAGCCCCACCAUUGCCCCGGGUACGUCAGCCCCAUCAGUGGGGUCAAAAGAUGGUACAGUCUCUCCAUCCAGCCCCCCGCCAGCAUCAGCAGACUCCUCGAGCUUCAGCCUUGGAGUGCACACCCGUUCAGAGCGUCCCAGCGCAGUGGUGGAAACCGGCUCUGACCCACCCCUCACCUCCGCCUCCAGGAAGACCACCACGGCUGUAUCAAUAGCAAAAAUGGACACGAAGGAAACGUCUGACUCUUCUGGAUCACCCCCCGAGAUGUCCGUUCCCGGAAAGACCAGCCCCCGUGGUACCUCCUACGUCACCCCUCUGGGUCUCAGAGCGACACAAACAGCUCAUGUCACCUCCUCCCGCCCAGUGAAGGAGCUCAGAACUGUGGACACCUAUGUAAAAACAGAGUCUGCCAGCCCAGUGACUCACCCUGAAAACCCCCAAACCCCAAGGCUACCUGGUCCCACCCUCCCAGCCACAAUAGCAGGGACCAGCACAGACACAGCUGAACGCUCCACUGCAUCCCAGGGCCCAGAUCUGGCAGAAAAGUCCCCUGGAUUCGGGACACAGUCAACCCCAGGACCAGCAUCUAGAGUGGCCACUGCCUCCCCUACCUCCAGAAACAGCACCUGGGAACUGACCUCUGAUGCCGCAGGUGAGUCCUUGACCCCAACGACCAAUAAGGAGAACACAAUCACUUCUUGGCUGUGGGCUCUCACUACGUCUCUCCCUGUGGCCACGUGGCUAAGCACGAGCUCCACGGAGGACACAGCCUCGACUACGCCUGACAUCUCAAGUCCAAGUUCACCCAAGAUGUUUGCUACAUCUACACCUGUACCUUCCUAUGAACUUUCAGGUGUGGGGGUAGACAGCAGUGCUCUCCCAGAAAAGGAUUUGACCUCUGUGGGCCAGCCCUUGGGAGGGGGUACAGACACGGCCUCCCAGCAGCUCACCGUGGGCCCAGAACCUAGUGCACCGACGUCAUUGAUCUAUCCAUCCCCCGAUAUCACAACCAGAGAUGUCACAACCUGGGGGACAAGAGGCAGCACUGGUGUGUCUAAAUCCAGACUUCCAGACCCCCCCAGCACAGAAGCUGUGCAGAGCGCAUCGCCACCCCUCCCCGCUACUCCAACGACAGAGCCCACCUCCCCAGCGGCACUCACCGCUUUGACAUCCGAGAAGGGAUUCACAGCUUCAGAGGCAGCAAGACGGGUCAGCUCCAUGUCUCGAGCUGAGACAAGCUCACCCCCACGGUGGUCUACCGAGGCUCAGCAUCUCACUGCCCACUCUGUGGAAACCAGCAGAGGGGUGACUCGGACAUCUGGCCACGGAAAAGCCACAGCCGAACUGGGAACAAGUUUAGCUGUCAAAGGGAAUUCAUCUCUGUCUUUAACUCCUAGCACUCCUCGAAGGCAAAGCAGCCCCUGGUCAGAAUCUUCAGUGACCAUAAGCAGAUUGGGGCCAGGAUCCUCUUCUUCAGCCUCUGCUGUGUCCCCCGAGGUGACCACUGCAUUGGGCAUUUCCCCCACAAUGGGGGAAACCGCUUCCUCCUCGGUGUCUGUACUGCAGGGCACGAGAUCUUCCUCGUCUCCUCCAGGGGCCACAUCUUCCGUGGACACUGGGGAGGAUGCGGGGACAAGCUCUACCAUGUCACAGUCCAGCUCAUCCUCUGGAUGGGGCGUCAGUUCCUCUUACACAUCCCUUCCCGUUAGCAACAGCCCUGAUUCUUCUGAUCUGUCCCCCACAGCAGUGACCCGGGCCUCUCCCUUAGACCCUACAGUCUCAACUUGGGUCUCUUCUUCAGCAUUUACCAACAUUCUGGCACAGACCAGCCACCCCUCUGCCAAGACUAGAAACCCAGGGCUAGAGGACAGCAGCCUCGGAGUGGAGACUGACCUGGCCAGAACCUCAUCAGGACUCUUAACCUCUUCUGAAGCCGAGACAGAGCCCCCCUGGACAUCCACCUCUGUACCGUCAGGGGCCCCGCUCCACAGAGGCACUGAUGGGAAUGUGGUGUCCAUUACUAACUUCCCCUCAUAUGAAAGUUCCUCAUCGCUGAACACUGAUCCUUCAACAUCCAUGACCGUGGAUGACCCUACAGGGACUCAGGACUCUGUGACAACCCCCACUGAGGAGCUGAGUGAGGGAACAAAUGGAGGCACCACGUGGUCACUGGGUGACCCUACAUCUCUGGUGACGAUCAUCAGACUGGCUUCAUCUGGAAUUCCAGGAGCCAGCUUAGCCACCUUCUCAACCAGUCCCUAUUGGAGGACAGAACCAGGCCCUGGAGAUGCUAUGCCCACCAUUGCGGAGAACCUGCCUUCAUCAGCUUCAAUACCAUUCCCCUCUUCGACCUUCACUACUGCUUACUCUUCAACCAACCCAGCCCCCCAUAGGAUUACUUCCUCACUCAUUACCCAACGUAUGGGGGGCACCAACACUGGGGCAGAGAGGAGCACUGCCAAAGGACCCUUGAUUGUGGCCAGUACUUUGGAGACAUGGACUGAGCCAGUCAGGACAUCUUUAUCAUCCAUUAUGGAUACCAGAAUGACAGAGCAUACUCACUUGGGAACAGUGACACAUGCCUCUCAACUUCCUUCACGAUCAACACAGUUGACAAGGACAGAUGGCAUUGUGGAGCCGAUCACAAAGAAGCCCAAUGAGGCAGCCCAUGGAGGAGCCACAGGACCAGCCCAUGUCUCUGUGACACUCACAUCAUCUGCUAGUCCAAAAGGACCACCAACAGAGUGGACAGAAAGCGCAGAAAUCACAGCUCUGAAGACCACCUCUACAGCAACUUUGACCACUACAGUCUCCACUCCCACUUCCGGAAUGCUGACUCUCCUCAGGACAUCAGGUAAAAUGGCCAGCACAAGCACAAGAGGAACGAUCUUUACAACCCCAGAUGUUUCCCCUGAUGUUCUAGAGAUGACAGCCUCACUGGCCACUACACCUGGAGCAGAUACCAGCACAGAGCUUCCCAGGACAACUUCAUCUGUUUUCAAUAGAGGGUCAGAAACCACACCCUCACUGGUCCCUAGUUCUGGGGCAAAGAAUAGUACCGCUAUUCCAACUCUGACUGUCUUCCCUAGUGUACCAGAAAUGGCAACCUCACUGGCAACAAGUCCUGGGGCAGAGAAAAGUAUGGUCAUUUCAACUCUAACUGAUUCCCAAGAUGAACCAGAGACCUCUGCCUCAUGGGUCACCCAUCCUGUGGUGCAGAGCAGUUCAUCCACUCCAACUCCAAAUGUCUUCCCUGGUGAUCCAGGGCUGGUGACCUCACUGGAUGCUAGUUUUGCAGCAGAGACCAGCCCAGCUGGUCAAACUCUGACUAUUUCUCCUGGUAAGCCAGAAAGAACAGUCUCAUUGAUUACACGUCCUGAGUCACAGACUGGUUCAGCCAUUCCAACUCCAACCAUCUCCCCUAGUGUAAUAGGAGUAGAAAUCUCACCAGUCACCAAUUCUGAGGCAGAAGACAGUACAGCAUUUAUAACUCUGACUGAUGAACUAGAGGCAACAGCCUCACAGGUCACCCAUGCUGGAACAGAAGCCAUUUCCACUGUUGGAGCUUUGACUGUUUCCCCUGGUGAGCCAAAUACAAGAGCUUCAUGGGCUCAUUCCACAGAGAACAGCACACCUGUUUCCAGAAUAACUCCGGAUUUUUCUCAAAGUGAACUAGACACCACACUCUCAAUGUCCACCACUCCUAGGGCAGAAGCUAGUUCAGCCACUCCAACAAUCACUGUCUUACCUGGUGUACCAGAUAUGGUGACCUCACAGUUCACUAGUUCUGGGACAGAUGCCAGUACAACCUCUUUGACUCUGACUGAAUCCCUGCAUGAAUCAGAUACAACAGUCACUUAUCCUGCAACAUCCAGCCCAACAGUUCCUGGGACAACCCCCCAUGUUUCCCAUAGGGAAUCAGACAGCAUGCCUUCAACAGCCACCAGCCUUGAGACAGAAGCCAGUUCAGCUGCUCCAACUACACCUAUCUCCCUUGGUGUACCAGACAUGGUGACUUCACAGGCCACUAGUUCUGGAACAGGUGCCAGUACGGUUCCUUCACCUCUGACUCUUUCUGCUGGCAAACCAGUAAGCACAGUCUCAUGGGUUAAUCAUGAUGGAGCACAGACCAGUUUUUCCGUCUCAACUCCAACUGUCUCCCCUGCUAUAUCAGAGGUGGGGACCUCACUGGUCACUAGUUCUGGGGCAGAGACCAGUGCAACUUUUCUAACUCUUACUGAUUCCUUGCAUGAUUCCGAGACAACAGCCUUAUGGGUCACUCAUUCUGCAAAGACCGGCACAUCUGUUUCCAGAACAACUCCACACCGUGAAUCAGACAUCUCAUUCUCAACAGCUACCACUCCAGGAGCAGAGAUCAGUUCACCUUCAGCUACAACUGUCUCACCCACUGUGCCAGGAUUGGUGACUUUAUUGGCUACCAGUUCUGAAGCAGAAGCCAAUACAACUCUCUCAACUCUGACUGAUUCAUUGCAUGAACUGGAGACCACAGCCUCAUGGGUCACCCAUUCUGAGAAAAAAGCCAGUUCAGCUUCUCCACCUCUUUCUGUUUCCCCUGAGGAGCCAGAAACAGCAGUCUCAUUGGUCACCCAUUCUGCAGAGACCAGUCCAGCUAUUCCCAAGGCAACCCCCAGUUUUCCCCAUAGUGAAUCAAGUACCACACACUCAAUAGCUACCAGUUCUGGGGCACAGACAAUUUCAGCAAUUCUAACUCCAGCAGGCUCCCCUGGUGUAUCAGGGGUGGAAAUCUCACUGAUUACAAGUUCUGAGGCAGAGACCAGUACAACUCUUACAACUCUCACUGUUUCUCCAGGUCAACUGGAGACCACAGCCUCAUUGGUCACCCAUUCUGAGAAAGAAGCCAGUUCAGCUGCUCCUACUCUUACUAUUUCCCCCGAGGAGCCAGAAACAGCAGUCUCAUUGAUCACCCAUCCUGCAGAGACCAGUCCUACAGUUCCAAGGACAAUACCCAGUGUUUCCCAUAGUGAAUCGUAUACCACACCCUUAGUGGCCACCAGCCAUGGGGCAGAAGUCAGUUCUGUUGUUCCAACUCCAACUGUUUCCCCUGGUGUACCAGAUAUGGUGACCUCACAGGUCACUAGUGCUGAGAAAGAGGCCAGUAUGACUAUCUCGACUCUGAAUCUUUCUCCUAUGGAGUCAGUGACCACAGCCAUGAUGGUUACUCAUUCUGGGGCACAGACCAGUUCAGCCAUUCCAGCUCCAACUGUCUCCUCUACUGUGCCAGAGCUGGUGACUUCAAUGGUCACCAGUACUGGGAAAGAAGCCAGUACGAGUUUUACAACUCUUACUGUUUCUCCAGGUCAACUGGAGACCAUGGCUUCAUGGGUCACCCAUUCUGGGACAGAAGCCAAUUCAGCUGUUCCAACUCAGACUGAUUUUACACAUAAGCCAGAUAUAACAGUCUCAUUGGUCACCCAUUCUGAAGAGACCAGCCCAAACACCUCUGUCCCCACAACACCUCUGGUUUUUUCCAAAAGUGAACCAGAUACCAUACACUCAAUAGCCACCAGUCUUGGGGCAGAAGUCAGUUCAGUUGUUCCAAGUACAACCAUCUCCCCUGGUGUACCAGAUAUGAUGACCUCCCAGUCCCCUAGUUCUGAGACAGAUGCUGAUAUAACUAUUCCAAGUCUGGCUCUUUCUCCUAGUGAACCAGCAACCACAGCCUUAUUGGUCACCCAGUACAGUACAAAGACAAUCACGAAUUUUCCUAGUUCAACUGCUUUUCCUCACUUACCAGAGACCAUAGCCUCACUAUCCAUCCGGCCUCAGCUGGAGAUUAGUGCAGCUCUUCCAACUCAGACUGUUUCCCCCAGUCCAGCAGAAAUAACAUCCUUCACCACACCUGUGACCAAGACCAGUGGAGGUGAUCUAGGUCCAACUAUCUCACUUGGUGUUCCUGCGGAAACAGCCUCACUCUCCACCCAUAUUGGCACAGACAUCAGCACAGCUAUUUCAACCUCAACUCUUUCCCCCAUUUUACUGGUGACCACAGGCUUACUGGCCUCCAGCCCUGCAUCAGAUGCCAGCACCAGUAUCCCAACUUUGACUCCUGGUGUUCUUGGGCCUGUCAGUACCCCUGCAACCACUGGUGAAACCUCACCACCUGUGACUUCAGUUGGAUUCCCUGAAUUGUCCAAAACUGUGACUCUGAUAGCAUCAGAGACCCCAACACCACCGAAAACUGGUCACAGAGAAGGACUGAGUUCAACCACUGUCCUAAAAACUACAACCCUUGAGACCACCAAUGUAGCUGCUACAGGUUCAGGUUCAGGCCCCAUCAUGGCAGAGAACACAACCUUCAGUACAUCAGCAGGAAGUCCCUUUGUCCCUGAGACCUCACCUGGGAUGUCCACCAUGACCUCUCUCAGUGUGACUUCAGAAACAGCUGCAGUUCCUAUCUUGAUGCCUUUUACUGUCAACUUCACCGUCACCAACCUGUACUACACAGAGGACAUGGAAAACUCAGGCUCUGAGAUAUUCAAUGCUACUGAGAGAAACCUGCAGCACCUGCUCAGGACUUUGUUCAAAAACAGCAGCAUUGGUUCGCUCUAUGCUGGCUGCAGGCUGACCUUGCUCAGGGCUGAAAAGGAUGGAACAAGCACCAGAAUGGAUGCAGUCUGCACCUACCACCCAGAUCCCACAGGCUUUAGGCUGGACAGAGAGCGGCUGUACUGGGAGCUAAGUCAGCAGACCCAGGGUGUCGCUCUGCUGGGCCCUUACACCCUGGACAGGGACAGUCUCUGGGUCAAUGGUUAUAACCCUCAGUACUGGAUCUCCACCACCAGCCCUCCGAUGACUUCUACAUUCUCUCCAGGACUUCCUACUUCUCUACCUCCCACCUCCAGCUCUACAGCUGCAGGUGUGGGUCCUGAACUGGUGCCAUUCACCCUCAACUUCACCAUCACCAACCUGCUCUGCACCCCAGACAUGAGGCGCCCAGGCUCCAUUAAGUUCAACUCCACUGAGAGGGCCCUGAAUCACCUGCUUGGUCCCUUGUUCAAGAACACCAGUAUCGGCCCACUGUACUCUGGUUGCAGACUGACCUUGCUCAGCACUGAGAAGGACGGAGCAGCAACUGGAGUGGAUGCCAUCUGCACCUACCGUCCUGACCCCACGGGCCCCAGGCUGAACAGAGAAGAAUUGUACCAGGAGCUGAGUCAGUUGACCCACAGUGUCACGCGUCUGGGCACCUACACUCUGGACAGAGACAGUCUCUAUGUCAAUGGUUAUAACCAUCGGUACUGGACCCCUACCACCAGCACUCCAGUGACUUCCACAUUCUCUCCCGAAUCUUCCACAACUCUGUCCCCCAUCCUCAGCUCUACAGGUGUGAGCCUGUCUCUGGUGCCCUUCACCCUCAACUUCACCAUCACCAGCCUGCGCUACACAGAGGACAUGGGAUCCCCAGGAUCUCAGCUAUUCAAUUCCACAGAGAGGACCUUGAAUCGUCUGCUCAAACCCUUGUUCCAGAACAGCAGUAUUGGGCCUCUCUAUUACAGCUGCAGGUUGACGUUGCUCAGGUGAGAACUCCAGGGUCCA